Messenger RNA from Suillus subaureus, 1575 nucleotides. RefSeq lists its product as uncharacterized. NCBI's taxonomy places the organism in Eukaryota, Fungi, Basidiomycota, Agaricomycetes, Boletales, Suillaceae. The transcript has 3 exons. Bases 95 to 1528 code for a protein of 477 amino acids. The record is from RefSeq and is a predicted model, not a curated record.
CGAACAAUGACUUGAACCUAAUAAUUUGAACACGUAGUAUGCUUCUAUCCUGAACAGGUGCCACGAAACCCAAUCGCCAAUAGCUGACUCGAAAAUGUACAUGAAAAGAGAGUUCAAAGGUGAAGAUGGGGCAGGGGAACCACUUGAAGGGGAAGAUUGGGAAGACGUCCCAGACAAGGACAUUAGCCCAGAGCGGUUCGACGAUUUCGACUCUCCAAGUACAACGAGCACUUUUACAGAUGCCUCGAAGCCGAGGCGUCGUGCGGGCUCGAAACCCGUCUUUGCCGCUGAGACCCCUCGGCGUAAUCGCGCAGCACCUCUACGGUCAAAGCGCAAGAAAAGUCCCAUCGUGGACAAAGAAUACAUCAUAGACAAAGAGAGCAUUAUUGACAAAGAGCAGAUCAAAGAAGCGUUGACCACUAGUGCCCACCACUCAAGCAUUUAUAUUCUCGACGUUUUCCUUCGAGCAGUGCGACUUAUGCGCAUACCAUUGUCAAUCAUGCUCUUCCUUUGGAUGUUGGCAUUUGCGAUGAUACGCCUUUCGGGUGCGUUGCGCACAGCGUUUUCCCCGAUGUGUUACCUUCCUGUGGUAUCGAGGUCGGCGCUGUGUGCUCCGCUGGAUCCGCAAAUUACCAAAUGGGCGGAUUUUCCGCAUCUUAUGGAAACCCAGGGCUCUACUUUUGAGAAGCUUUUGGAGGGGUCUGUCGGAGGAUCUGGACUCUCGAUUGAAAUUCGGAAGGCUGAAUUCGCCACUGCGGAUCUCGCAACCCUCGUACGAUAUAGCGACCUCAAGUCUAAUGACACCCUAGCUGAUCUCCUGACAACUUUCGUGAAAGAUGCCAAGAAUACCGCUAGGGGUCUCACAAAGCUUAGUUCGAGAAUCGGUGGCGCUGUGGACAACGUCAUGGCAGUGAACGGGUAUGCGAUGCGCACCAUACAAGAGGCGGAGAAAAACGCGCCGUCACCGUAUUCACUCAUGGCUUUGAUCCCGUUCCAUACGGGACCCACGACACAGGAGGUGAUAGUCGACACAUUCACGACUGCGAUGGAUACCUUUUCUGUAGCAAUCCAGCGACUUAUUCUGGAAGCGGAGAUAUCCCUGCACAACUUGGAUGUACUUGAGGAAGAUCUUUCCGCUGUACGCGAAGUUGUGAUGCGCGAGGACAUUGACGUCACAGCUGAGAAAUCCGAGCUUUUGGGAGCGCUGUGGACGAUGCUGGGCGGGAACAAACGCGCACUACGGGAUACUGACAGACGUCUUAAUUUACUUCAAGACCUUGGUGACUAUCGGAAACAAGCGCAAGCGCAUGUUGUUGCCGCACUCCAGACACUCAACUCGAUGAGUGAGGACAUGGAGGAUUUACGAGAGAGGGUAGCGGCUCCUGAAUUGGUUGAUGGGCGCAUCCCACUCCACGUGCAUAUCGAGAGCAUUCAGAGCGGACUUCAAAGGCUACAGGAGGGCCGGGUGAGAGCAAAAGAGAGGGAAGAAGAGGUGAUGAGAAAAGUGUUGGGGCUCGGCACCGAUUGAGUCGAGAAACGUGUCAUAUGGUGGAACUUGCUUCGAUUGUGCUUAGG